Molecule: messenger RNA, 1767 nt
Organism: Sander lucioperca (pikeperch)
Lineage: Eukaryota; Metazoa; Chordata; Actinopteri; Perciformes; Percidae
Gene: nipal4
Product: NIPA like domain containing 4
Exons: 10
Coding region: 142-1359 (405 amino acids)
Biological process (GO): magnesium ion transport
Cellular component (GO): membrane
Molecular function (GO): magnesium ion transmembrane transporter activity
Source: RefSeq, a predicted model, not a curated record
GAGAACACUGCGAGAACUGUCUGGGAGAACUGCGGGGCAACACCGGAGGAAUUGCCCGGGUGAAUACCGGGGAAACACCGCGGGAACACCGGAGAAAUUGUCCGGUUGUCUUUGUUAGUGUGCGCGGAUUGUUUCAGCGACAUGAUGGAAGCUGUUCACCUGAACAACGAGACGUGCAGAAACGGCUCGGGGGUUACGUUGUGGUGCGGCUCUCAGUCUGCGGUGUGUGUACUGUCCUACACACACCUGAGCAACAACACAACAGAUGUGCAGACAGGUGUGGUCUACAACCUGUGGCUCGGCCUGACUCUGGCUCUGCUCUCUGCCUUCCUGAUUGGCAGCAGCGUCAUCCUGAAGAAGAAAGCUCUCCUCCGAUUGGCCAGCGGCGGACACACCAGAGCAGGUGACGGCGGCCAUGGCUACCUGAAGGACUGGCUGUGGUGGGGCGGCCUGCUGACCAUGGGAGCUGGGGAGGUGUGUAACUUUGCUGCCUACAUGUUUGCUCCGGCGACCCUGGUAACUCCGCUGGGCGCUCUGAGCGUCCUCAUCAGUGCCGUCCUGUCCUCCUACCUGCUGGGGGAGGCGCUCAACGUUUUGGGGAAGCUCGGCUGUCUGCUGUGCGUGCUGGGAAGCGUCCUGCUGGUCAUCCACGCUCCGCAGGAACAGGAAGUGACAUCACUGCAGGACAUGACCGACAAGUUGCUGGAGCCCGGGUUCCUGGUCUUUGUGUCGGCCGUGUUGCUGCUGUGUUUGCUGCUGGUGUUUUACGUCUCUCCGCGGUUCGGCCGCUCUAACAUCUUGGUCUACAUCAGCAUCUGCUCGCUGCUCGGAGCCUUCACCAUCUCCUCCGUCAAGGGCCUCGCCAUCGUCAUCAACACCGUGUUUUCUGAUGUUUCAGUGCUGGGUCGUCCUCUCACCUGGAUCCUGCUCCUCACUCUCAUCGUCUCCAUAGUAACACAGGUGAACUACCUGAACAAGUCUCUGGACACCUUCAACACUCUGCUGGUCUUCCCCGUGUACUACGUCCUCUUCACCUCCGUGGUGCUGCUCACCUCCGUCGUCCUCUUCCAGGAGUGGAACAAGAUGUCCGUCCCCGAUGUGGUAGCUGCGCUUGCCGCCUUCCUGGUCAUCGUGGUGGGCGUGGCCAUGCUGCAACUCUUCAGAGACCUACAGGUGACGAUGAAGCAGCUGACCAAUCAGCUGGCUCCGCGGGUGGAGCAGGAGGGGCUUCCCGAGGUUCCAGCCAAUGGACGAGCGGCAGGAAGAAAAGAGGAUAAAUACACACUGAUGGACAACAUGGUGAUAGACAGUCUGCCUCCGAUGAGAGAGGAAGGGCCCAGAGUAUUCAUCAUCAGCUGAGAGAGGAAGAGUCUUCAUCAACAGCUGAGAGAGAGAGGAAGAGUCUUCAUCAUCAGCUGAGAGAGGAAGAGUCUUCAUCAACAGCUGAGAGAGAGAGGGAGAGUCUUCAUCAUCAGCUGAGAGAGGAAGAGUCUUCAUCAACAGCUGAGAGAGGAAGAUUCUUCAUCAUCAGCUGAGAGAGGAAGAGUCUUCAUCAACAGCUGAGAGAGGAAGAGUCUUCAUCAUCAGCUUUUUCUGAGUUUUUUUUUUUGCCUUUUUUCAAAGUUUUUCUCGUCUUUUAGUAUCAUCAGCUGAGAGAGGAAGGACACAGGUUUCUAGUUACCCAGAAAUUUGAACCUUUCAAUGUUUUUGUCGCUUAUUUCUGGCAUUUUCUUUGCCUUUUAUUCUGAGGGUUUAUUUCAACCAAAC